CGCGAGACGACCGGCGUGGUGAGCAUGGUGUACACGCAGUCGGAGAUCCUGCAGAAGGAGGUGUACCUCUUUGAGCGCAUCGACUCCUUCAACAGGGAGCCGAUGAAGCACCUGAAAGCCAUUUGCUUCCUGCGGCCCACCAAGGAGAAUGUGGAAUAUCUCAUUCAGGAGCUGCGGAGGCCGAAGUACAGCAUCUACUUUAUCUAUUUCAGCAACGUGAUCAGUAAGAGUGACAUCAAGUCCUUAGCUGAGGCUGAUGAGCAGGAAGUCGUGGCAGAAGUCCAGGAGUUCUACGGAGAUUACAUUGCUGUGAAUCCCCACGUUUUUUCUCUCAACCUCCUGGGCUGCUGUCAGGGCCGCAACUGGGAUCCAGCCCAGCUGGCCAGGACGACUCAAGGGCUGACUGCUCUGCUGCUGUCUCUGAAGAAAUGCCCCAUGAUUCGCUACCAGCUCUCUUCGGAGCCGGCAAAGAGGCUUGCUGAAUGCGUGAAGCAAGUGAUCACUAAGGAGUACGAGCUGUUUGACUUUCGGCGCACGGAGGUUCCUCCGCUGCUCCUCAUCCUGGACCGCUCCGACGACGCCAUCACCCCGCUGCUCAACCAGUGGACGUACCAGGCCAUGGUUCACGAGCUGCUGGGGAUCAACAACAACCGCAUCGACCUCUCUCGCGUGCCGGGCAUAAGCAAGGAUCUCCGGGAGGUGGUCCUGUCCGCCGAGAACGACGAGUUCUACGCCAACAACAUGUACCUGAACUUCGCCGAGAUCGGCAGCAACAUCAAGAACCUCAUGGAGGAUUUCCAGAAGAGGAAACCCAAGGAGCAGCAGAAGCUGGAAUCCAUAGCGGAUAUGAAGGCGUUUGUGGAGAACUACCCGCAGUUCAAGAAGAUGUCCGGCACGGUGUCAAAACACGUGACGGUGGUGGGCGAGCUCUCCCGCCUGGUGGCUGAGCGCAACCUGCUGGAGGUGUCGGAGGUGGAGCAGGAGCUGGCCUGCCAGAACGACCACUCCAGCGCCCUGCAGAACGUGCGGCGCCUGCUGCAGAACCCCAAGGUGACGGAGCUUGACGCCGCGCGGCUGGUGAUGCUCUACGCCCUGCACUACGAGCGCCACAGCAGCAACAGCCUGCCGGGGCUGCUGGCGGACCUCAGGAACAGAGGGGUGCCAGACAAAUACCGAAAGCUGGUGUCUGCCGUUGUGGAGUACGGAGGGAAACGGGUCCGGGGCAGCGACCUGUUCAGUCCCAAGGACGCUGUAGCCAUCACCAAGCAGUUCCUCAAAGGUCUGAAGGGCGUUGAGAAUGUGUAUACCCAGCACCAGCCUCUCCUGCAAGAAACGCUAGACCAGCUCAUCAAAGGGAAGCUCAAGGACAGCCAGUACCCCUACCUGGGGCCCAACACUCUCCGGGACAGGCCCCAGGACAUCAUCGUCUUCGUCAUCGGAGGGGCGACCUACGAAGAGGCGCUGACCGUCUACAACCUGAACCGCACCAACCCGGGGGUGCGCAUCGUCCUGGGGGGCACCACGAUCCACAACACCAAAAGCUUCCUGGAGGAGGUUACGGCUGCAGGGUUCCGUGGCCGAAGCACCGAGAGCUCUCAAGCGCCGCCGAGGCCAAGCAGCAGACGAUGAAUCUUGGAGGAAUUCCCGUCCCAAAAGCACCCGAAUGCUGCCGUUGGCGUCCGAGGUGACGUGCCCCAAGCUGCAGCCCCCUCGCUGCCCUCUCACUACCGCAGCUCUCGGGAGCUCUCCAAGUUGGGGCCCACAGGAGAAGUCCCUCCCGCAGCCCGGAGGCUCUGCACGGCUCUGGCCGGUGGCUGUGCGCUGCCUUGCUCUGUCGGUGCUGGGUGAGCCCCCCCCAGGACACGUCCAAUGGCCCCAGUUCCCACGUGCAUCUCUGGAAGGGGAUGGGCACUGCAGGACCUUUGCUCUGCUCAGCUGUCUGUAUAUUUCGAGUCCUAUUAAACGAUCCGUUUGGCCGAACCUCUCA
Messenger RNA from Oxyura jamaicensis (ruddy duck), 1987 nucleotides. RefSeq names its product vacuolar protein sorting 45 homolog (gene VPS45). The transcript is spliced from 17 exons. Bases 25 to 1629 code for a protein of 534 amino acids. Gene Ontology annotation, biological process: intracellular protein transport; vesicle-mediated transport. Lineage: Eukaryota; Metazoa; Chordata; Aves; Anseriformes; Anatidae. Gene Ontology annotation, cellular component: Golgi membrane. The record is from RefSeq and is a predicted model, not a curated record.